This is a messenger RNA of Anopheles nili, 1074 nucleotides long. RefSeq lists its product as uncharacterized. The coding region runs from base 1 to 1074 and encodes 357 amino acids. The record is from RefSeq and is a predicted model, not a curated record. NCBI's taxonomy places the organism in Eukaryota, Metazoa, Arthropoda, Insecta, Diptera, Culicidae. The transcript has 2 exons.
AUGAACGGAGUCGUGGAAAUUGUUAUACUUGGCUCGAUGAUUGCCGCCGGCCUGUGGUCGCGAGGGGCAUACUGCGAAGAGGACUUCUUCGGACAGGCGGAACCAUCGCAGCAUGUGAUGCACAUUCGGAAGCUGUCUGAUAGUGACAAGCUGAGGAUCGAGCUGGAACCGGUGUGGUUUCAUGUGGAAUCGGCCGAACCGAAUCGACCAAGCUCCGAACAACUACAGGGAAAACGCCAAGUGAGGGACGACACUAAGCGACCGUGUAGAAUGUUUCCCAACAUUGAGCAGUUGGCACGAUACGAACGCAAGCAGGAAGACGUGUCACAAUCGGACCUGCGAAAAAGCGACGCUUCGGAAGCGUUUCUGAAGCAUUUCUGGCAGAUGGAUGACCCCAGUGAGCGUGAAAGUCACGAGGAGGCGCAAGAGUCGACCUCGCUUGAGGGACAGCUGGAGCAGACCAACCUACCGGACUGCUUCCGGAGGUAUCUCCAUGAAAUGUACGAUCGAAACAACGAGAGCGUCCGCAAGCUGAUGCGUUGUCUGGCUCAACAUCCCGAGGAAAGCUGUAACGAAGCCCGCCGAGCACAGCGGUUCCAGCCACACUACUCUGGCAGCCAGGAGGAAGACUUUUCCUCCAAGCACGAACCUCAGCGAAAGUUGUACGAACGAAAGGUAGUUCGCAAGCGAAAGUACAGCGAACAGCAAGAUUCCUCAACGGCGUCUGUUCCAGAAGAUGGAUUGAAGUUUGACAGACAAUUCAUCCGAUCGGACAGUGAUUACGGAGGUCAGGUUUUCGAGCCUGUCGAUGUACAGGACUCACAAAACGACAGUAAUGAAAGUGGUUCGUCUUCAGGUGAUGUCCAACAAAGUGACUCUGGUAACGACAGGCGUUCGGACUCAGAAGAAUCGGAACGAAUGGUAUACAACCGCAGCCAGAAUCGUGAAAGACCCUUACCAUAUAGGAGGUUACCGCAGAAAUAUAACAACCAGAAGCAAUACCAAAUGCCGUCAGAAGAAUCGGACCAGGAGUGUAGUUGCGAAGAGAGUGGGGAAACCUAUGAGCACCGUUGA